Drosophila ananassae is the source of this 1930-nucleotide messenger RNA. Its product is annotated as inositol polyphosphate 5-phosphatase K. Lineage: Eukaryota; Metazoa; Arthropoda; Insecta; Diptera; Drosophilidae. Gene Ontology annotation, cellular component: cytoplasm; plasma membrane; ruffle. Gene Ontology annotation, molecular function: phosphatidylinositol-4,5-bisphosphate 5-phosphatase activity. Gene Ontology annotation, biological process: phosphatidylinositol dephosphorylation. The transcript is spliced from 2 exons. The coding region runs from base 285 to 1799 and encodes 504 amino acids. The record is from RefSeq and is a predicted model, not a curated record.
GGCGCUGGUCGAACGGUCAGCCAGAUGGAGCUGUGUUGUUGCAUUUAAGCUUUAUUGUUGUUGUUUUGGUCUAGCAAACAAACGUAAUUCAUAGUUUCCCAAUUGCAGGUUUAAGAAGGCACCACCCCAGUUCCGCGUUCAGCUCUAAGAUAGUUUAAAAGCGGGAAACCGCCGAUCAGAACAACGCCCCUUAUCAAUAGGGUAAACACGUUAAUCUAAACAGUGGGUGCAGUGCAGCGACAGUUGGUUUUGUUAUUUCUUAUCUCCACUUUGCGAGGAAUACAAUGAGCCAGACGACGGAGGCAGCCAAAACGGAGGUGGACGAGGCGAAGGCUGCUCUGAGCGCGAAGCAGCAGCUGGAGACCUACCGAGUAUACGUGGUCACUUGGAAUGUGGGCAGCCGCUUCCCAGACAACAUCUCCCUUCGACAGCUGCUGGGUCUGCACGACGUAGGCGCCGAGGAGUCGGAAGAAGAGAAGGCCCAUCUGCCGGACAUCUAUGCCCUGGGCUUGCAGGAGGUGAACGCCCAGCCGCAGCAACAGGUGCUUGGUCUGUUCAAGGAGGAUCCCUGGACACACAAGGCCAAGGAGCUGCUGCGCAACUACGACUAUGUGGCCAUUAAAACGGAGCAGAUGCAGGGCCUGCUGCUGAGCAUGUUCGUCCGACGGAAGCAUGUGGAACACCUUCACGACAUUGAGGCGGAGUUCACGCGUACUGGGUUCGGUGGCAUUUGGGGCAACAAAGGAGCGGUUAGUAUCAGGUUUACCCUCUACGGAUGCGGUUUGGCCUUUGUGGUUGCCCAUUUGGCAGCCCACGAUCACCAGUUGGACGAACGCAUCGAGGACUAUCGUCAGAUUCUCGAGAACCACCACUACCACGUCAAGCGCUAUCGAGAGAUCUACGACCACGACUAUGUGUUUUGGUUUGGUGACCUCAACUUCCGGCUGGAGGGCAGCGACUCCGCCUCCGAAGUGCGGCAGCUGGUGAGCGACGAGGCCCAGCACGAGGCUCUGAUGAAACGGGACCAACUGUACCAUGUGCGCGAGCAGACCCAGCAGGCCUUCCAGGUUUUGCAAGAGCGACUGCCCGCCUUUCCGCCCACCUUCAAGUUCCGGGAGGGGAGCUCGGAGUACGAUCUAAAGCGAAGACCAGCUUGGACGGAUCGCAUAAUGUACGCCGUGCAGCCCCUUAACAGGCAGCCUGGAAUGCAGCUGUCUAUUGAGCAGUCCUCGUACAAAUCGCACCCCGUCUACACCAUCAGCGACCACAAGCCAGUGACCAGUGACUUUAAGGUGAAGCUCUAUCCGAGCGUAAGAGUGCCGGGUGUGGUUUUCUCGUCGAUAACGGUUUGGAAGAUUGGGGACGAGAAUACCGUGGAGUACAAGAAGCAGGCGGAGUUCGAGGAGGGUCCCAACGAUUGGAUCGGCAUCUAUCCCCUGGAGUACGCCAGUUUGGCGGACUACGCCGCCUACGAGUACGUGAAUCAGGCAGAGUCCCCCACGUCCUCGGAUUCCAACCAUGAGCCGGACCCAUUCGACACUCCGGCUACUCACAGGCGGGGUAGACACCACCACAGAAAUCGCCAGAGGCUAAGGCGGCACCAGGAAGCCAAUUCGCAGGAGCAGGUGCGCCUGGACUUUGCCGACGACGUGGAACUGCGACAUGGCGAGCAGUAUUUGCUGAUCUACUUCCGCAGCACUGGCAUUCGAGGAGUAACCAGUCUGGCCGGCAUUAGCAACGCAUUCGUGGCUGAGAAGCGGCGCGGAUCGCCGCAUAGGACGGAGUACCAUGUCGACUAGCUGGCGGAGGCGCUCGACAUCUUCAUUCUCUAGUUUCCAGUCCAGUGUGUCUAAUUUUAACCUGUUAAGUUUGAUUGUUGCCUUUUUAUUUAAAACACUCCGUAUGUGCAAUUAUACAACUAUACCCAUUA